Messenger RNA from Elephantulus edwardii (Cape elephant shrew), 302 nucleotides. Its product is annotated as developmental pluripotency-associated protein 2-like. Lineage: Eukaryota; Metazoa; Chordata; Mammalia; Macroscelidea; Macroscelididae. Gene Ontology annotation, molecular function: chromatin binding. The record is from RefSeq and is a predicted model, not a curated record. The annotation marks the transcript as partial. Gene Ontology annotation, biological process: system development. Gene Ontology annotation, cellular component: nucleus. The transcript has a single exon.
CUGAGACCUUUUUGCCAAAAGUCAGUGGUAGAUGGUGUAUGGUCCAUGGCAGAGUUCUCCCCUCAGACAUGGAUGGUUGGGUUCAUGUGCAGUUCCACUCAGAUCAUGUCUGGUGCCAGACAGUCCUAGAAAUAUAUCUCUUAUUACAAACCUAUGUUUUUCCAUCUUCAGAAAUAGAAGAUAAUAUGCUGUGUCCUCAAUGUGUUCAGAGGAAUAAGAAGAUAAUGAAAAGAUUACUAGCAUUGGGAAAGGGUAAAGAGCCUGAUGUGGACACAUCAACACCACUUCUUUUGGAAGGGUAA